UUUAACUUUCACUUUUGAUUCUGAUUCAGUAGGUAACGUUCCUGCUCCGCUCUCGGGACUUUUUGUUCCUCAAAAACUAACUGGACGAUAAAAUCAGACCGCAGGUCUAAAGAACAGAUAGACUGCCGUGAGGAGAGAAUUUAUUUAAAGCAGUUGAUUUCAUUCCGUUGCUGAACAGUUUCGUCUCUGUGUUUCAGGUCGGAUCAUGGCUGACAUGACGAAAAAGGGCGAGGAGGACCUUCAGCUGGAAGAGGCAAAGAAAGAGCUGCAGACGUGGAAGAAUAAAACAAAGGAGGCGGAGGAUGUCAUAGCCAGGCUGACUCUGGAGAAACUUGAUGAGGAGGAGGUGAAGACGAAGGCUCAGCAGGAGAUGAUGGCACGCUUCAAAGAGCAGGAGAAGUUGAAGGAGGAGUUCAAUGAGAGGAAGAUGGAGGUGCAGAAAGAGAUCAAUGACCUCAGCAAACAAAAUCAGAAUCUGAUCGACAACCUGAACAAAUGUCGAGACAAACUGCAGAAGAAGAAGAACGAGUGCACCAAACUCAAGCAAAAGUUCAAGAUCUACGCUCAGAUCCCAGACUCUGAGGUUGAAUUCAGUGCUCGGAGUGACAAGCAGGUAGAGGACGAGGAUCAGCCAAUCAGAGGAGAGUUUGUCAUUGUUCAGAGAGUAUCUGCUCCUCUGAAGAAGGGUCAGGCGCUCAUCACGUUUGAGGAGGAGACAGUUGCGUCUCAGAUUCUGAUGAUGGCGAUGUGUUCUGUGGCCUGUGAUGCUCAGAUCAUGGAUGUGAAGCCAGAGAGAAUCACUAUGGAUCCUUCUGUCAAGUUUGAGGUUCACCUGCCAGUUUCCAGGAAGCAGCUCUGUGUAAGUGGCGUGCUCUCCUCCCUGUCAGAGGAGAGGAUCAAAGACUGCCUGCAGAUCAGUUUCAGCAGGCCGAGCAGAGGAGGAGGAGAGGUGGAGGAGGUGCUGUACGACCAGAACACUGGAACUGCACAGGUCACAUUCCUUCACCCAGGAGUUGCAGACAGUCUGGUCCUGAAGGGGGAGUAUCUUGUGGAUCUGGACUCUGAGAUGAAAGUUCAAGUUGGACCAGUGUACACAUACAAGCUGAGCAAGUUUCAGACAUUCUGCGGUUCCUCGAGGAGAACUGUUCUGCUUGACGGGAUCAAGGAGAUGAUGGAUCAGGAGGAGCUGCAGGAUCACCUUGAGAUCCACUUCCAGAAACCAAGAAACCAAGGAGGAGAGAUUGAGAGCAUCAAGUACGUGAGCCGACAGGAGGAACACCUGCUGGCCUUCUUCACCUGUGAGGAGGAGAAGUGAUGAGGAGGAGGAGGAGGAGGAAGAGGAGGAGGAGGAGGAGGAGGAAGAGGAGGAGGAGGUGUGCAGUGAUCUGUUAGGGUCCCUUGUAGAAGCAGAAUUUGAUUUCUCAACUUUAAACUUGUUCUGUAUUAAAUUCUGAAUCAGUCACAGCAGAGUUUUCAUUGAUUCAUAAAAAUAACAUCUUAAUCUUGAAAUGUUUAUCUUUAAAUAUUUAUGUUUAUCAUAGGAUUUAUUUUAUUGUUUAUAUUUACAAACAAUAAAACAUUAACCAUCA
Messenger RNA from Labrus mixtus (cuckoo wrasse), 1589 nucleotides. RefSeq names its product N-myc (and STAT) interactor (gene nmi). NCBI's taxonomy places the organism in Eukaryota, Metazoa, Chordata, Actinopteri, Labriformes, Labridae. The coding region runs from base 206 to 1315 and encodes 369 amino acids. The transcript is spliced from 9 exons. Gene Ontology annotation, cellular component: cytoplasm. The record is from RefSeq and is a predicted model, not a curated record.